AUGUUUCCUGCUGGCCCUGCUCCGUGGCCGAGGCUCCGAGUCCCGCGGGCGCUGUGGGCACUGCUGGUGGUGCUGUUGGCACCGUGGAGGUUGUGGGCGAUACAGGAAACCCAGGAGUGCACCUGGCAGGUUGUCUUGAACAACUUAGAAUCAGUAGGCAAGAACGACGCGAUCGAUCAUUUCGUCGAUCAAGAGCUGUACACAGUGGACAAAGUGUUCGACCUGCUAGUGGACGCACCCAUCGACCCGGACGAGACAUACCUGGGCUUUCCUUACUACCUGAAGAUCAACUACUCCUGCACAGGAGAUUCCUCCGAGGCCCUGGUCCGCAAGGGCCAUCUGACAGGGCUGAAGCCGGUGGUGCUGGUCACCUUCCAGUCCCCAGUCAACUUCCAUCGCUGGAAGAUAGAGCAGCUGCAGAUCCAGAUGGAGGCAGCCCCUUUCCGCAGCCCAGAGAGAUGUGACGCAGAGGAGGUGUGUCUCAUGAGCUGGUACACGCCCAUGCCCAUCAAGAACGGCAGCGUGGUCAUGCGCGUGGACGUUAGCAGCAAUGGCCUGGGGCCCUUCAUUCCCAAUAAAAGGUUUCGUGUGAACAUUAACGGCUUCCUGGACAGACAGCGAGACCAGGAACUCCAGUUCACUGUGGGAAAUGAGCUCUUCCAUCUGAUACCCCGGUACUUUGUGAAUGUCCCGUCGAGGCCACUGUGGUAUACUGUGGACCAGACACCUGUACUCAUCCUGGGUGGCAUCCCUGAGGAGAAGACCGUCCUACUGACUGACACAAACUUCAAGGACUUCUUUCUCGUGGAGCUGAGCAUUGACAGUUGCUGGGUAGGCUCCUUCUACUGCCCCCAAGCCAGCUUUACCGCCACCAUCUACGAUGCCAUUGCCACUGAGAGCACCCUCUUCAUCCGGCAGAACCAGCUCAUCUACUAUUUCACAGGCACCUACACCACACUCUACGAGAGCAAUCAUGGCAGCGAGAGAUGGGUUCGAGUCCUGGCUAAUGAGUGCAUCAAGAGGUUGUGCCCCGUGCAUUUCCAUAGCAAUGGCUCCGAGUAUGUGAUGGCCCUCACCACUGGCAAGAACGAAGGUUAUGUCCACUUUGGGACCAUCACAGAUGGCCUCGUGUCCUUCAAGUUGUUGCCCAGGAAUCGGUCCGUGUGCAGUGCAAUUCUAGUUGUCAACUGCUCCAUCACCUGGGCUGUAUUCGUUGCUGGUGACUACAAUCUACUGAUGCUGGUGGAGAUUGUAGGCCCUACCUCCUCGAAGUAUUUCCAGGUGGUCAGCUAUGACCUAGUCAGUGAUCGCCUGGUUGUCCUCUACACCAUCCCAGAAUUCAUCCCUGACGCUCGAGGCCUGGAGUUCCUGAUGAUUCUAGGAACAGAGUCCUAUACCAAAUUUCCGAUGGUCCCCAAGGGCAUGUCCUACAACCCGUAUAACAACCUGCUGCUCAUCUGGGGCAACUUCCUCCUCCAGAGUUUUAACAGUGAAAACUUCAUUUACCUGGCGGACUUCCCCAAGGAGCUGUCCAUCAAGUACCUGGUGAACUCGUUCCAAGGGGACAUGGCCAUUGUCACCGAGAACGAGGAGAUCUGGUACCUCCUGGAGGGCAGCUACCAGGUGUACCAGCUAUUCCCGUCCAAGGCCUGGGAGGUGUACAUCAACCUCCAGGUUCUUCAGCAGUCCUCUCUCUACGCCCCCAAUGAGACCAUGGUCACCCUCUUCUAUGAAGACAAAAAACUGUACCAGCUGGUGUACCUGAUAGACAACCAGCAGGGCAGGCUCGUCAAGAGGCUCAUGCCCGUGGAGCAGCUACUGAUGUACCAGCAGAUCAGUGACGACUAUGUCUUGGAGCGGCAAGGGAGCCACCUGACGCUGUCCUUCUCCAACUUCUGCCCCUUCACGGUGAUGCAUCUGCGGGAGCUGCCCAACCCGCAGAUCUACACGCGCCAGGAGCGCUACCGCGCCCGGCCGCCGCACGUCUGGGAGCCCUGGGGCUUCCACAGCGAGAACUCGCUGGCUGUCUAUCAGGGCCUCGUCUACUACCUGCUCAAGCUGCACUCGAAGUACGACAAGCCAUACGCGGACCCAGUGCACGACUCCACCUGGCGCUGGUGGAAGAACAAGAAGCAGGACCAGGAUUACUACUUCUACCUGGCCAGCAACAGGCGGAAUGCAGGCAGUGUGCACGUUGACAUGACCAGCUACGAAAAGAUCUACGACCUCAAGGCCGAGAACGAGCUGCCCGAGCGCAUCUUCCUGGACAAGGGUACCAGCUACAGCUUCUCAGUCUUCCUGACUGCCAGGAAGCCGGAAGUCCAGCACGGCCCCUCCUUCCAGGUGCUGAGCCCGUUGGAUCUGGCUGUGGUGCUGGCGGACCCCGACUGCAUUGAGGCGGUGGUGAAGGAGAAGGUCCUUGUUAAUCGCAACUCGGUGCUUUUCUGGGUUACGCUCAGUGAUAAAAGGUCUUGUUUUGACCAGGGCAUUAGUGGACAUCACCUCAUGAAGACCUCCAUGCUCAUCAAGGUGUUGGGCUCGUCUGGGCACUGCUUCCAGAACACGAACCAGGGGCUUCGUAUGCAAAGCAACCUGAUGGUGCCAGUGCUUAUCGGCUGCCCGCCAGGCAAGCGCCUGGCCUUGGACAUCACCUACACGCUGCAAUACAACCGCGUGCAGAACAAACACUACUUCGACUGCGUCAAAGUGGACCAGGAGAUGCCCUGCUUUCUCUUCCGGGACACCUUCUACCCAUUCUUCUUGAUCCAAGAUUUGGUGACGGGCGAUUCUGGCAGUUUUCAGGGCAGCUACGUGCUGAAGGUGGUGGGCGGCGGGCCCACCCUUGACACCAUCAAGGAAUACAGCGAGGAGGAAAUCUACCGCUUCAACAGCCCACUGGACAAGACUGGCAGCCUCAUCUGGACUACGGAGAACACAACGACCACCGAGGACCUGGCCUUCAACAUCAUGUCACACAACAGUUUAGGCAUCGAGUGGCUAUGUCUGGAGAACUCACCGUGCCAUGACACCAUUCCCCACAGCAUCUUUGCCCCUGAAUUCUUCUUCAAGGUGUUGGUGAGCAAUAGAGGUGUGGACGAGAGCACCUAUUGCGACUACCAGCUCACCUUUCUGCUGCACAUCCAUGGGCUCCCGCUCAGUGCCAGGCGGGCCUUCCUCAUCCUCCUGGUGUCAGCCAGCCUGUUUGUCGGCCUGGUGAUUCUCUACAUCAUCUGCUGCCUUCUGUCGCCCUACAUGGUGAAGUUUUGCAAUUUCCUCCGCUGGAAGAUCAACAGCAUCAUUGGCUUAGAAUCUUACUACACCUACAGUACCCCCUCCGACAGCAGGGCCUUCAGCCACUCUGGGACCGUGUCUUGGAGGAGCUCCAGGUUAAACUCCAGGGUUGUCUACAAGGGGGCAGAGGAGAACAAGGCUGAAACUAAGGACGCCUUGAAGCGGAAGUCCACCACCUAA
Messenger RNA from Rangifer tarandus platyrhynchus (Svalbard reindeer), 3471 nucleotides. The record is from the annotation of a GenBank genome assembly. Lineage: Eukaryota; Metazoa; Chordata; Mammalia; Artiodactyla; Cervidae.